Podospora anserina S mat+ is the source of this 435-nucleotide messenger RNA. RefSeq lists its product as uncharacterized. The transcript has 4 exons. The record is from RefSeq and is a predicted model, not a curated record. Bases 1 to 435 code for a protein of 144 amino acids. NCBI's taxonomy places the organism in Eukaryota, Fungi, Ascomycota, Sordariomycetes, Sordariales, Podosporaceae. Gene Ontology annotation, molecular function: structural constituent of ribosome; RNA binding. Gene Ontology annotation, biological process: maturation of SSU-rRNA from tricistronic rRNA transcript (SSU-rRNA, 5.8S rRNA, LSU-rRNA); translation. Gene Ontology annotation, cellular component: ribosome; cytosolic small ribosomal subunit.
AUGGCGAACGAAAAGAAGGCCGUCCAGGUGUUUGGCAAGAAGAAGAAUGCCACAGCCGUCGCUCGCGCUGUGGAGGGCCGUGGCCUCAUCAAGGUCAACGGCAAGCCUCUGAAGCUUUUCGCCCCCGAGAUCCUCCGGGCCAAGCUCUACGAGCCCAUCCUCAUCCUCGGCACCGAGAACUUCGCUGCCAUCGAUAUCAGAAUCAAGGUCGCUGGUGGUGGUCACACUUCGCAGGUUUACGCUGUGCGCCAGGCUAUUGCCAAGGCUGUUGUCGCCUACUACGCCAAGUACAUCGACGAGCACACCAAGAACGUCCUGAAGAGCUCCCUCAUCCAGUUCGACCGCAGCCUCCUCGUCGCCGAUCCCCGUCGGUGCGAGCCCAAGAAGUUCGGUGGUAAGGGUGCCCGCUCCAGAUUCCAGAAGUCUUACCGUUAA